AAACAGACAAAGAAGUCCGCAUCUGGCGUCACAAUUCAGCACUAAGCAAGCGGGAAACAAGCUAGCAACAGCUAGCACGCUAGCUAAACAAGCAAACGGCGAGCACGCUGGCCAAAUAAAGCGCCGCCCAAGACUCCAGGAUGCCUCGGGAAAUCAUAACGCUACAACUGGGACAGUGCGGUAACCAAAUCGGCUUUGAGUUUUGGAAGCAGCUGUGUGCAGAGCAUGGCAUCAGUCCAGAGGGCAUCGUCGAGGAGUUUGCCACCGAAGGUACCGACAGAAAGGACGUUUUCUUCUACCAGGCCGACGAUGAGCACUACAUCCCCCGUGCGGUCCUCCUGGAUCUGGAGCCUCGCGUGAUCCACUCCAUCCUCAACUCUCCUUACGCCAACCUGUACAACCCCGAGAAUAUCUACCUGUCCGAGGACGGCGGAGGAGCCGGGAACAACUGGGCCAGCGGAUACUCGCAGGGGAAAAAAAUCCAAGAGGAUAUUUUCGACAUCAUUGACCGCGAGGCAGAUGGGAGCGACAGUCUGGAGGGUUUCGUCCUAUGUCAUUCCAUCGCUGGCGGUACGGGUUCCGGUCUGGGAUCCUACCUGCUGGAGAAGCUAAACGACAGGUACCCAAAGAAGCUGGUGCAGACCUACUCGGUCUUCCCUAACCAGGACGAAAUGAGCGACGUGGUGGUGCAGCCGUACAACUCGCUGCUGACCCUCAAGAGGCUCACGCAGAAUGCCGACUGCGUGGUGGUGCUGGACAAUACGGCGCUGAAUCGCAUCGCCACAGACCGGCUGCACAUCCAGAACCCUUCCUUCUCACAGAUCAACCAGCUGGUGUCCACCAUCAUGUCGGCGAGCACCACCACCCUACGCUACCCGGGAUACAUGAACAACGACCUCAUCGGCCUCAUCGCCUCGCUCAUCCCCACGCCGCGCCUCCACUUCCUGAUGACUGGUUACACGCCGCUCACCACCGACCAGUCGGUCGCCAGCGUGAGGAAGACCACUGUGCUGGACGUGAUGAGGAGGCUCCUGCAGCCCAAGAAUGUGAUGGUGUCCACGGGCAGAGAGCGUCAGCCCAGCCAUUGUUACAUCGCAAUCCUCAACAUCAUCCAGGGAGAGGUGGACCCCACUCAGGUGCACAAAAGCCUCCAGAGGAUCCGGGAGCGUAAACUGGCCAGUUUCAUCCCCUGGGGUCCCGCCAGCAUCCAAGUGGCGCUGUCCAGGAAGUCGCCGUACCUGCCGUCAGCCCACCGGGUCAGCGGCCUCAUGAUGGCCAAUCACACCAGCAUCUCCUCUCUGUUCGAGCGGACGUGCCGGCAGUACGACAAGCUGCGCAAGCGCGAGGCCUUCCUGGAGCAGUUCCGCAAGGAGGACAUCUUUAAGGACAACUUCGACGAGCUGGACAACUCGCGCGAGGUGGUGCAGCAGCUCGUGGACGAGUACAGCGCCGCCACCAGGCCCGACUACAUCUCCUGGGGAACACAGGAGCAGUGACCGCAGCCCAUUUCAUCAAAACUAUCACAUGGAAUGACUCCAAAUGAGGGCCCUGUUGUCUCGUUGUGUUUUCCAGCACUGACACGCAACCUAUUGGCCUAAUUUUCAUACUUUUUGCCGCUUCCCACUGAACCGUCCCCCGCAGCCUAGAGCCGAAGUGUGGCCUCGGGAGCGAUGACACAAUGCAUGAUGGGUUACUGCGGCCAGUGAGAAUAUCUGGUUUGCGAGUCUGGCUUUUGAAUCCUUGUGCUUGUAAAUGUAUUUUUAAAAUGAAAAGGCAGGUUCUGCACUGACAAAUAGAACAUACUUAAGGGACACUUCGUUCGGUCCAGUGCAAAAUGGCCACAUUUACAAAGAUGCUUUUUGAAUGACGCCGUCACAAAACUACUCGAUUAAUAUUGUAGUUUGUGGGUGUGUACCUAGUAAUGUGACCACUGAGUGUAUGGGUAAUGUUUUAUUUUACAUUGCUUGUUGGCUCUAUUUAAAAUGUAAAAUAAAGAUGUUUUUGAUGAAA
Molecule: messenger RNA, 2010 nt
Organism: Phyllopteryx taeniolatus (common seadragon)
Lineage: Eukaryota; Metazoa; Chordata; Actinopteri; Syngnathiformes; Syngnathidae
Gene: tubg1
Product: tubulin, gamma 1
Exons: 11
Coding region: 141-1496 (451 amino acids)
Biological process (GO): mitotic spindle organization; meiotic spindle organization; mitotic cell cycle
Cellular component (GO): nucleus; gamma-tubulin complex; centrosome
Molecular function (GO): GTP binding; structural constituent of cytoskeleton
Source: RefSeq, a predicted model, not a curated record